Molecule: messenger RNA, 2850 nt
Organism: Plasmopara halstedii
Lineage: Eukaryota; Oomycota; Peronosporomycetes; Peronosporales; Peronosporaceae
Product: rna-binding protein
Exons: 3
Coding region: 1-2850 (949 amino acids)
Biological process (GO): post-transcriptional regulation of gene expression
Cellular component (GO): cytoplasm
Molecular function (GO): mRNA binding; metal ion binding
Source: RefSeq, a predicted model, not a curated record
AUGCUUUUAGAUAGAAGAACCAAUCAAUACGACGAGGUAGUGUCGUCAUCCAAAAGAUUGUUGAUGACCAUGGAGUUUGCACCAGGAAAUGUACCAUCUACAGGAUCUGUGUAUACAGACAAGGAACAUACAAAUGACGAGACAUCGAAAUUGCAUCUCUUUCGCUUUGGAAGCUCUAGCGACUUGUUUGCUUCUAUGCAUUAUAAGGACAAAGAGGAAACUGGAAUUGCAUCUCCUACUGAAAGUACGACCACGUCAAAGGUUGAGAGUGUAUGUCAAAACAAUCAUUCUGACACUUUGACCGCAUCGAAUCAAGUGACACAUGACGUGAAAGAAACGACAGAGUUACAUGACUUAAGUGAUCGAGCGAUGGAGACACCAGUGCAUACAACGUUACUAUCGUCUCGUAAUACACGACGUAAGAAUAGUAUCGAAAUGUUUUUAUCGCAAUCGCCAAGUCAAGCUCUGGGUGGAAAUUUUUUAAAAUUGAGUUUGGAAGAUCGACAAUUGAAUGAGUUGCAUGGACCUACUUGUGGCACGAAUGAUCCAACAAAUGUACGUACAACCCGAAAUGCAAAUGUGUAUGCUACUGGACACUUUCAAUUGAACGCCGUGACGGACGAUUCACUCUCUGGUCGAUAUCGUGCUCAGUCUUCAGCAAGAAGUCAUCGCGACUCUGUCCAACAACAAUUGCCCCCAUCUCUUGUGCGAGGGACUACAGUACCCACGUCAAGUACUGGGUACAGUGGUACCUAUAUGUUGCAUCCGUCACUUGAUGAUUCCUGGUCAAACCAAGAUUUUGGUACAAAAGUGGUGUACCAUGAACAAAUGCGUGAAUUUUAUGGACCUACUCCAUUGACUCCGUCGUACAUUCCCGACGUACAAUAUCGACCACCAACGUACAGAUCAUCGACGGGACAUGGUGCAUAUGGCUACAGUCCCACACCUACACGUGUACAAGUAGUUGGUCAUCAAUGGAAUUCACCGAUUGUAAAUCACCAACCACCACCUCCAAUUUACGAUCAUAGCACUUCAAUGUUUUUAGCUCCACGUGCAAAUACCAUGCGACAUCCAAUGGAUAUAAUGUCACAUCAUUAUGGGAUGCGUCCACCUUUAGGUCGGACAAGUGGACAAAAUAUGUACGCACGCAUGAGUCCGCCAUUACCAGAAGCAAGUCCACCACAUUCACCACGUAAAAGCAUGGGAAUGCAUGUAGGUAUGAAACAUUGUAAGUUUUUCUUACAAGGACAUUGUCGAAUGGGCAACAAGUGUAAGUUUAUACAUCAAGGAAAUGGGUCAACGCCUGAGCUUGUACGUACGACUAGCUCAAUUUUGUAUCCACAACGAAUGAUGUUACCACCUCCAUCGCACAUGAUGCCACCACCACGUCAUCAUGGAGAUGAUAUGGGGCAAGUACCAUAUUCAGGACGUCCACAAUCUCGUCUGAAUUUUCGUACCGAUUCGUCAAAUGGAACUGGAAUGAAUGGUACACUGAUGACUAGCAAUACGUCAAUUCUUAGUGCUUGUACGACCGAUUCGUCCACUUUAAGUGCAGCUUUAAGUGUUGAAGAUAUUCAAAAUCGUGUGUUUACCAUGUCAAAAGAUCAAAAUGGUUGUCGAUUAUUGCAAGAACAACUUGAUUAUGAAGAUCGUACUGAUCUUUGUGAAGUGAUUUAUCACGAAUCACUAGAUCAUUUGGCUGAAAUGAUGGUGGAUCCAUUUGGUAAUUAUCUCUUUCAAAAAUUACUUGAACGUGUGAAAGAGACUCAACGACUGGUAAUUAUUCGUCGUGUCAGUUCCAAUCUUGUUGCUGCAGCUUUAAAUUUACAUGGAACACGUUCAGUGCAGAAGGUGGUGGAAGUAUGUGCUUUAUCACCGAAUGUGAUUGAGAAUGAUUAUCAUGAAGAGGAUUGUGAAGAAAUGAGAUUUGCAUCGCAAGGAGAAUCGGAAACACGUCGUACAACGAGUUUGCCAGAUUUAAUCGUGGAAGCUUUGAAAGAUGAUGCUGUACGAUUGUGUAUUGAUUCCAAUGGGAAUCAUGUGAUUCAACGAGCUUUGCAAUUUAUGAAACCCGAGUACAAUCAAUUUGUUUUUGAUGCAGUGUGUCAAGAAUGUACGACAGUUGGGACACAUCGUCACGGUUGUUGUGUAUUACAACGUUGUCUUGAUGCUGCUAACAAGCGACAAAAGACUGAAGUGAUUGAACAAGUGGAACGACAGGCAAUGAAAUUAAUGCAAGAUCCCUAUGGAAAUUAUGUCGUUCAAUAUGUUUUGGAUUCUUGUACUGCUGAAGAAGCGUAUGGUGUCAUUCUUAAGCCAUUGGGACACAUUUUUGAAUUGUCGAUUCAAAAAUUUAGCUCGAAUGUGAUUGAAAAGUGUCUUGAAAAAGCGCCGGAACGUGUGCGACAACAGUAUAUUGCUGAAAUUACUACGUGUUUGAAAUUAAACAAGAUGCUACAAGACCAAUUUGCCAAUUAUGUUGUACAACGAGCAUUAUGUGUGUGUGCUGAAGACCAAUGUUUAUUGCUUGUGAAAGCCAUUCGUCCUCAUUUAGCAGCAAUGAAGAAUACAUCUGGUGGACGUCGGAUUACUGCACGUAUUCUUAAGCGCUUUCCAACGAUGGACAUGGGUCUUGAUGGAGGAUUAUUCGAUGGAUUAUAUGAACCUACGACUCAUUCUACGAUGAAUCAUUUGAGUGUCACUGGAACAAGUUAUUUGCCUUCACAAUCUUUCCAUGGGACUGGAAUCGAUGAAAUGCAACAAUUUCAAACGCGAGACACUCGUAUGCAUAGUAGUGAAGGAAAUGUCAGGAUGGUUAGUGAGGGAUUAAAUGCUACAAGUCGUGCAUAA